AAUGACAAUCUCCAAAAUCAACAAAAUCACAAAACCUUCUUUCACAAAAUUAAUUAAACAUGAUAGGUUGGGAAGAUAUAUACAAGGUGGUGGUGGCCAUGAUGCCAUUAUAUGUAGCACUUACUUUAGGUUAUGGUUCAGUGAAAUGGUGGCACAUGUUCAAGCCAGAACAAUGUGAUACCAUCAAUAGAUUUAAUUGUUUCUUCAUCCUUCCAUUUUUCAAUUUCCAAUUCAUAGCUAAUAUCGAUCCAUACAACCUCAAUUACCGCUUUUUAACCGGAGACGUAAUCGCUAAAGCCUUAGUGAUUCUGUUCCUCGUCUUAUGGGCUAACUUUUACAAAAAAGGGAGCUUUUCUUGGUCCAUAACGACUUUUUCUUUGUCCACUUUGAACAACACACUUGUUGUUGGGGUCCCAUUGAUGAAGGCCAUGUAUGGAGAUUUAGGGGUUGAUCUUGUUGUUCAAGCAGCUGUGAUUCAAGCUUUGUUAUGGCUAACUUCAUUGUUAUAUGCACUUGAGUUUUGGAAAACAAAAAUGAAUAAUAUUGGCGAUGAUGUAAGUGAUAAUACUGUUGAAUUGGGGAAUGUUGGUGACUUGGAAGGAAAUAAUUCCACCCAAAUAAGGAAUAAUAAUAAUAAUAAUAAUAAUAAUAAUGUUGCAUUAGCGUUUCGGCCUCUGAUGAAAGCUGUUUUUAUUAAACUUGCUAAGAAUCCCAAUUCUUAUGCUUGUUUUCUUGGUCUCUUUUGGGCUCUUUUAGCUAGCAGGUGGCAUUUUGAAAUGCCAAGUAUUAUAGAGGGAUCCAUUUUGAUAAUGUCAAAGGCUGGUAGUGGAGUUGCAAUGUUUACUAUGGGAUUAUUCAUGGCUUUGCAAGGGAAGAUAAUUGCAUGUGGAGCUGCAUUGACAAUAUAUGCAAUGAUUUUGAGGUUUGUUGUUGGACCAGCAACAAUGGCACUUGGUUGUGUUGUAUUAGGCUUGCGUGGAAAUGUUUUACACAUUGCUAUUAUUCAGUCAGCAUUGCCCCAAGCAGUGACUUCAUUUGUUUAUGCCCAAGAAUAUGGACUUCAUGCUGAAGUACUCAGCACUGCGGUCAUUGUUGGGACCAUAAUUUCCUUACCCUUGUUGAUAGCAUAUUAUGCAGUUUUGGAUAUAUUGCAUUAAUAUCCAUCUCCACCAGCAAGCGAUGUACUAUUAGUUGAUUAAUUAAUAGAAAUGUUAUUAAUUAGUGGAUAGAACUUUGCUUGUAAUUGUAAAUCUGCAACAAUUCUUCUUCUUCGUUCAUGAUUUCAGUACUCCUUAAGAAUCUUAAGUAAAAAGGAGUUCAAAAUGGCAAUGUGUUGGUAGCUGGGUGUUGAGUAUUGUAAUACACGUUAAACAAGAAUAUUGUGUCAAUGUAUAGCUUGUUAGCUACUUUCCAGAAAUCAGUUAUAGUCCAUUAGUUAGUUAUAACUAACUAGUAGCAUUGUGAGUAAGCAUAGUUAGUUAUGAACUACUCUAGUAUGUGGUCUAUAAAUAUCUAUCUCAUGUACCAUUUAUGAUUCAUUCAACUCAAUUCAGUAAUCAAGAAAUCUACACAUUCCCUAUUCCA
This is a messenger RNA of Capsicum annuum, 1584 nucleotides long. Its product is annotated as auxin efflux carrier component 5-like. The record is from RefSeq and is a predicted model, not a curated record. Gene Ontology annotation, cellular component: endoplasmic reticulum; plasma membrane. Lineage: Eukaryota; Viridiplantae; Streptophyta; Magnoliopsida; Solanales; Solanaceae. The coding region runs from base 60 to 1157 and encodes 365 amino acids. Gene Ontology annotation, biological process: auxin export across the plasma membrane; auxin polar transport. Gene Ontology annotation, molecular function: auxin efflux transmembrane transporter activity. The transcript is spliced from 5 exons.